Molecule: messenger RNA, 6867 nt
Organism: Spirodela intermedia
Lineage: Eukaryota; Viridiplantae; Streptophyta; Magnoliopsida; Alismatales; Araceae
Source: the annotation of a GenBank genome assembly
AUGUCUCCCAUCCCGGAUCGGGUACAUGCUUCGACGUCCCUCAUUCCUUUCCUUGACGGCGACUGUAGAGAGCUUUCUCUCUCCAUCCCAAAGCACAUCACAUCUUGACAAUAGGAAUGUCCUAUCCAAAAUCGACAGGUGCAGGUCGGAAAUUCUCCAUUAUACAAGGUAGAGAGAAUGUUGGGUGCAGGAGGUUUUGGGCUGGUCUACAUUGGACGAAGGGUGGCUGGUGGAUCUCAGGGCGAUGGGCCCAAUGCCUUUAAGGUUUAGUUUCAACCUCCCAUCACUCCUGCCAAGGGAAUCUUUAAAUACUGCUGUUUUAUGUUGUCUCUUUCAUUUUCCUGCGGUGGGUGUAGGUAGCACUGAAGUUUGAGCAUAGAAAUAGCACGGGUUGCAGAUUUGGCCCCCCAUAUGAAUGGCAAGUUUAUGAGUAAGAAGACACCCCCUACUGCUCUAAUUUAUUACGUAUUGUGUCGAUCUAAAACUACGUUCUUCAUCUGACUUUGUGAAUAUGGUUUUAGCCAUCUCAAGGGAUGCUAUGGAUUGCCUAGGGUGCACUACAAGGGCCGCCAAGGAGAUUAUUUCGUCAUGGUUGGCGUAGAGUCUUUCAUUUUAUUGUUUCCUCGAAUUAUGUUUUUUAUUGAAAGCUAAUUAUGAUAUUGUUGAUGAUGAUUGCUGCAGAUCAUGGACAUCCUUGGACCAAGUCUCCUGGAUGUGUUCAUAUCCAUUGGGCAAGUGUAAGAAAAUAAUCUUGACUUCAUAUUCAAAGUCAAUAUUCUGUUGAGAAUUGUGCUAUUGAGUUUGACUAACUCCUUGGACAGAAUGCCACCAAAUAUGGUGGCUUGUAUUGCUGUGGAGGCAAUAUCCAUCCUUGAGAAGCUACACCAAAAAGGGUACGUAUGGCUUUGUGGCAGUGUGAUAUUUUUUCAAUUAAAUUUUUGCAAAGGUCACAGUAAUCAAUUCAUUGCUCCCUUGUGCACUCCCCUCCCUCCCUCCACCCACACAAAAAAAAAAACAUGCCAGGUUUGUGCAUGGAGACGUCAAGCCAGAGAAUUUAUUGUUGGGUAAACCCGGAAGCUCAGGGGAGAAGAAGCUUUUUCUCAUCGACUUUGGGCUGGGUAUGUUGCUGCAUUCCAAUCACUUCUUGUUUUCACCUUUCGCACCUAUUGAUUUUAGAGUAGGGUUUGUUUUUCCAAGUAUAUAAACAAAUUCGUCUUGACUGAGAAGUCCCUGUCUGUAUCAACAUCAGUGAUAUUUUUGUGCUUUGUUCAGAGCCUGUACAAAUGCUAAUUGGUGUCAUUAAUAUUUUAAUCAGCUUCAAUGUGGAGGGACAGUUUGUCAGGCCAGCAUGUCAGCUUAUGCCAACAGCCAGAUAAUUUCAGGUUUUUUGGGAAACGAUAUUCUAUUUUUUCCCUAAAUUCUUAGCUAAGAGGAGGAUUCAUAAAAUCUUACCCCUACCUUACUAUCUAUCUCAUGUUCCCUAGGGGCACAACACGAUAUGCAAGCGUCCAUGCACAUUUAGGCCUCACAGCGAGUAGAAGAGAUGAUCUUGAGUCAUUGGCCUACACUCUGAUUUUUUUGAUUAAAGGAAGGCUGCCGUGGGAAGGCUAUCAGGUUUGCUUUCACCUCUACUUGUACAUGUUCUCCCAUCUCUUUGAUUGAUCACUUGCUGAUUCUUAUGCCAACUAUGUAGGGGAAUGACAAGAGGUUUCUAGUCUUCAUGAACAAGACUGUAACCUCCCCCGAGACGCUGUGUGGUGGCUGUCCCCCUCCUUUUGCACAAUUCCUUGAAGCAGUGAAGAAGAUACAAUUUGUUGAGCAGCCCACCUACUCGAAGCUCAUUUCUCUUUUUGGAAGCUUGAUAUGCCCCCCCUGCACCCUGUUAAAGACCAUUCGGAUUGAUGCAAUUUUGAAGGUGGUUGCAAACAUGACAUCACUGAAAUUACCUCACAUAUUUUUAUUUUAUGUCAGAUGGUUUUAUCUCUUUUUCAUGGCUCUAUCAUCUGUUGUUAAAUAGGCUGACCAUGUUUCCAACAGGUUCACCAAAAACGUGGAAGAUUGCAGGUAAAUAAUGAAGAAGAUGAGUGUCAUAGAAAGAAACGGAUAAAAUGUUUGAUUGAUGACAGACCAUGACCAUGUACAUGUAAGAAUAUAAAUAAAAUCUGUAAAGUGCCAAUUGAGAAAACAUAAAUCUCAUGACUAAAUUAUUUAUUAUUAUUGUUAUUAUUUAUUCAUAAAGAAAACGAUAGUUUAAAAGCCUCAUAUUAAGGGCAUGAAUAUAAUACUUUUUUAAUGUAAUCAUAGCUAUUGAUAAAGGUGUGUAAUUAAUAUUUAUGCAAAAACAGAAACUAUAUCAAUCAAUGAUAAUAAUACAAGACAAUCAUUUAGAGGGCGUGAGUAUAAGUAGAUAUUUAUAUCAUAGUUACUCUUGCUAGGAAUAUGUAUCAUUUAUUGCCAACAUUUAAACUUUAGAAAUGUUUUGUACCUACUAUCUAUUCACCUUAGAAAUGGCACCACUUUGGACGUAACCUAUUGAGUACAGGAAUAUAAUAUGUUUAAGUACAUUCACACUUACAAAUUAUCAGAAAUAAUUAUUAGACCGAUAAAUGUAAAUUUUAUGCAUAAAUAAUGAAUAUUACUUUUUUAUAAGAAAGCUGGCACAUAAAAAUACAGUAUUAAAGGGAAGAAAUCUAAUAUUAUUUCAUACAAUCAUAAUGAUUAGUUGCAAUGAAUAAUUACUAUAGUUUACCAAAAUGAAAAUUUUAUCAGUAAAUAAAUGAACACUACAAGUAUUGGAUUAAAUGGCACGAAUUUGAUAGUUUAGGUUAUAUUUAUAAUUACUAAUCACUAUGAUUAAAAUUAUUUAUUAGAAUAUGUAAAGUUAUGAAGAAAUAAGAAUUAUGUAUUGGAAGCUUAUGUGUCCACCAAAGGACACACAUCCACCCCAUAAUGUGUUUAGAACCACAUGUAGUCCAAAACUGAAAGUAAUGUAAUGUCGUAAUUGGUUCCCAUCAUAGUAAAAGUAUGAUUUCUUUAGUGAUGAUCUAAAAAUUAAGAAGCAUCUAGAUUCAUAGAAGAUUGGGUAUAUAAAGAGGAGUUUGAAAUAAAAGUCGCAUAGUUAUGCUUUGUAAUGUUUUCAAUUUGAAAAGCAUAUCUUGACAAAGUUAAAUCUUAUAUGAUUCACAUGAAUGAAUGUCAUCGUAUAUACUUUUUAUACAUUGCACCCUCUAGAUGUUUUCCUAAACUUGAAGAAAAAUGUACCCAUCGUCAAAUCUUGAUUCAUUCCAUUGAUGAGUGGAAAAUAAAUUUCUUGUCUAAACUAGGACUUUAAGCAUAAGUAGGAAGUUAUUGUAUUAACAAGUGUGUCGAUUUAUGAGGAUGAUGAAUUAAUCAUGGAAACUAUUUAUUGAAACAAAUUAUUAUCUAUUUUGACUGUAGUCUAAUGUACAAUUGUAAUUAAGAGUUACAUAAUUCUAUAUGCGACCCCUAUUAAAUGUUUUUGAGCCAAAUCUAUAUUGUAUAUAAAUUUGUAUAUAAUUUUACACAUAUAAAAUGAAUUUUUUGCCUUUUUAAGAGCACAUGUAUAAUAUUUUCAAGUAUAUUAUUUUUACCUUUAUUAUUUGUUAAUAUAAUGUCUUUUUUUGUCAUAAUAGGAAACCACUGAUAAGUUUUCAUUAUCAUGAGUUAAUAAUUAGUAAAUUAUGAAAAAAAAAAAAUUUUCAAUUGAUUAAUGUGAUUUUGUUAGCUAAUUAUGUAAUUUUCUAUGCAUUUAUAUGAUUUUUAUAGUCUUAUUUUUUGAGAUAAAUCAAGAAAAAGAAAUUAAAAUAAAAAUAUAGUAAAAAGAAGGGACCUGUCAACCAACCAGGCCUGCAAGUAGGUCAGAAGCGUAGUCGGGGGUAGCCGCAAGUAAGGGCUUGGGUGACUAGGACCAAUGGAGGCAUCUGUGCACCACUCCCCUUCCACGUCACCGAUGGCCAACCAAGUCUGAGGCAAGGAGUGGUUGUACAUGUGAGAGAAAAGUACUCAUUACUUGUAAAUAUGAUAUUACUAUAUACUCGCCUAAAACUUUGGCGCACAAGCGAUGUGGGACUAAACCCACUAAUAAGUUUUCAUUAUCAUGAGUUAAUAAUUAGUAAAUACUCAUGAUAAAUAGACUUAUAUUUGUGGUAAAGAAUGAUUUUUGGUUUUCAAUUGAUUAACGUGAAUUUUUGGGUAAUUAUGUGAUUUUAUACGAUUUUUACAGUCUUACUUUUGAGAUAAAUGAAGAACACGAAAUAAAAAUAAAAAUAUUGCAAAAAUUGGGGGACCCGCCAGCCAGCCAUGCCCGCAAGCGGGUCAGAAGUGCAGUCAGGGAGCAAGCCGCGAGCAGGGGCUCGAGCAGCUUGGCUGGGGGACCGACAGGGCACGCGUACGCCACUCCCCUUCCACGUCACCGGUGGCCAGCCGGCUAUGGGGCAAGGAGUGGUCAUACACACGAGAGAAGGGACUUUUCUUACAAAGCUAACAUUACUAUAUAUUCGCCCAAAAAAUCGGCGUACAACCGAUGUGGGACUAAACCCCCGUCACACCUUCCUUAGAAGAGGCGGGCGACCGGCGCAGGUUCGAAUCCUUCCAGAGUCAAAAUUCAUAUAUUUUUAUCUGAUUAUCGCGACUUUCCUGCAGAUCGCCGGUGAAGGAUUAAGCAAUGAGAAUUGCUAGAUUAUCGGUGAAAAUCUCGUCAACACGAUUCGCGGAGCAUUGCUACUAAAAUUGCUGAACGAUUCGCGAUAAAAGGAUCACGAAUCCAUCGAGUAAAUCAUCUCCAAUUGAUCGACGAACAAGCCGUCGUCGGGAAGAGGACGAUCCGCUGGGAGAUCAGUCGCCACCUUUUGAGAGCGUACCAGAUGCGAUGAAGAGCCUCCUCUUGCUGUGCGGACCUCAAGAUGAAGCUCCCUAACACACGCCCCACCUCCAUCCAGCUCCUCUCUGUCGGGUGACAGCCGCUAGAGAGCCACAAAGUCGCCGUUUUUCCGCUCCGCCGGGUGACAGCCGCUGGAGAUGAUUCGACGACCCACUUCAUUGAUCUCUAGACUUCGCGAGAAGAUCUAGAGAUUGCCCACAUUGUCUUUGUCCAAGGAGAGCCUUUGAGGCCGUGGACAUUGCACGACGAUCCUCCCGAACGCUUAGGAUUCCAGUGCAUCGCCGACGCAUCGCCGUCGCGACGCCAAAACUCUAUUUUCCUGCUUUCAAUUUAAUUUACGCUUUAUUUAGUGAUACUUUGUGUGAUUUUAAUUUACCAAACUAUACUUCGUUCAAUUACGAUUCUUCUGGCUUUUACAGAUCUUAAUUUGAUUAAUUAAGUCGUCUGUAAUCGCUUACGUAAGAAUCACCGGGCGGAACUCUAUUUCUGCUUGAUUCGCGUUUACCAGGCGCUGACGUCAUCCUGACGCCCGCACCCAUAUUUCCUUUUUUUUUUGUGAAUUUUAAAUAUAUUUCCUUUUUAUUUCCUAGUAUAAAAUUCGUAAGAAAAUCAUAUUCAUUGAGAAAAAUUCUGAAUAAUUACCAAAGAUUAUAUUACAUCCCUAUGAUCAACCUGGAAAAUUACCGCUAUUUUAGAAUUUUUAUUGAAUUAUAAUUGAUCUAUUUAUUUUGAAAUACUUCUAAAUAUCUAAAAAUUCGUAUUUUCUAGUUUUAUAAAUUUUAUAUUUGCGUGAUUUAAUAUACAACGACUGAGUCACGUCACCCACAUCACACCUUCCCUUGAAAGGCUUUGAAGAUUUUAAUACUUAAAUUACUCCUUAGUUAUAAUAAAGAUAUACUAUGAGGACGUCACUUGAUAAUGGCAUUAGAGUACUUAUUUCAAUCUCUCUUAUGCAGGCGGGCAAUCAGCACAGGUUCGAAUCUUCCUAGAGCCUAAUGAAAGAUUAUCUCGACUUUUCUAUAGAUCACUAGUAUAGGAUUAAGCCAUUAAAAUUGUUAGUUCAUUGGUAAAAAUCUUGUCAACGUAAUUCACAAAGCAUUAUUACUAAAAUUGCUGAAAAUAAUUCGCGAUAAAAGGAUCACAAAUUUAUUGAGUAAAUCCUCUUUGAUUGAUCGAUGAACAAGCCGUCAUCGAGAAGAGGACAAUCUGUAGUGAGAUGAGUCACCACCUCUUGAGAGCAUACUAGAUGCGAUGAAGAGCCUCCUCUUGCUGCACAUACCUGAGGAUGAAGCUCUUUAACAUGCGUCCCACCUCCAUCUAGCUCAUCUCCAUCGGGUGACAGCUGCUAGAGAGUCACAAAGUCGUCAUUUUUUCACUCCGCUAAGUGAUAGCUGCCGGAGACAAUUUGAUGACCCAUUUCAUUGAUCUAUAGACUUCGCAUGGAUAUCUAGAGAUUGCCCACAUCGUCCUUGUCUAAGGAGAGCCUUUGAGGCCGUGGACACUACACGACAAUCUUCCCAAAUGUUCAGAAUUCUUGUGCAUCAUCGACACAUUGUUGCCGUGACAUUGGAAUUUUAUUUUUCUACUUUCAACUUAAUUUCUACUUCAUUUAGUGAUACUUUGUGUGAUUUAAAUUUACCAAACUAUAUUUGAUUCAAUUACGAUUCUUUCACCUUUUACAGAUCUUAAUUUGAUGAAUUAGAUCAUUUGUAAUCCCUUACACAAGAAUCACUAGGCAAAACUUUGUUUCUAUUUGAUUCGUGUUCGUCGGGUGCUAACAUCAUCCUAACAUCUACACCCUUAUUUCCUUUUUUCACAAAUUGAAGUAUAUUUUAUUUUUAUUUCUCAGUAUAAAAUUCAUAAAAAAGUUAUAUUCUUUGAGAAAAAUACUAAAAAGUUACCCAAUAUUAUAUUACAUCUCUAUGAUCGACUUAAAAAAUUACCACUAUUUUUGUAAAUUUGAUUGA